This is a messenger RNA of Rhodotorula toruloides NP11, 2268 nucleotides long. RefSeq lists its product as uncharacterized. Bases 1 to 2268 code for a protein of 755 amino acids. The record is from RefSeq and is a predicted model, not a curated record. The transcript has 2 exons. Lineage: Eukaryota; Fungi; Basidiomycota; Microbotryomycetes; Sporidiobolales; Sporidiobolaceae.
AUGCCGGACUCCCCCGCGGUCGCGCCCAAGCCAGGCGGAAAAGUCGCAGGCUUCUUCCGCCGAAUUCAGAGCCGCAAGUCCCUGCGCAAGCUCAAGGACACGAGCGUUGUCGUCGAGGACGACAAGAAGGACGUCCCGCCCCUCCCUUCGACUUUGCCACCGAAACUCGAGCUGCUCGACUUGCCGGUCCUUUCGGGCGACUUCUUCUCAGGCUCGCCAUCGUCGUCGUCGUACUCGGGCAGCACCCCAGCGGAGGAAGGGAAGAUCGGUGGGGAGGGAUUCGGCUCAACCAGCGAGGCAGACGGCGGUCUCGCAUCGCUCCUCCAGUUCACAUCCUUCGCAUCCCGCGCCAACUUCAACGACCGCGACUUGCACAGCAGCACCGAGUCCACCGCAUCGACAGCGCUUGUCUGCAGCCUCGACAGGCAGAGCACGUCGCUGGACGGAGACGAAGCGGCCGACGACGAGUACGGGUCAGCGUCCCCGAUUGGCGAUGAGUCGCUACCGACGUCUCCAAAGACAACGGCAGGCUUGUACCCGUCAUUGAGGACACCCUCGUCAGGUCUUACGGACGUCGAGAAGAGCCGGAUUGCAAUGUGCACGAGGGAAAGGCUUCAGCUCGACACCACGCUUUCUCCGCCGACUCCUUCUCGUCGAGAACCCUCCCUGCGCCAGCAACUCGCCUGGCACUCCAUCUCGCGCCGCCUCGAUCCCUCCUCUCCCAUCAACCGUUCCUUUCUAGUCGCCCACGCCGAACUCGUCUCGCCUACCACGCCUACACUCGCACCACACACCCACUUCCCCCGUCUUCCCGAGUUCUCCGCCCGACCUUCCUUCACCGAACGCUCGCUCGUCACGACAGCGCAUACGAACGGUGCCGCGCGCGAAGACAUUGCCGGGCCGACUCGUCGCGGCCAAGGACUACGGUACAGCGAGCGAGUCCUCAGCUUGUUGACCCUCGUCUCGAACCCGCUCGAAGGGGACGCCUCGACGCUCUCACCGACCAAGCCGGGUGCGCGUCCUUCGAGGGAAGUUCGACCGGGCGCGAAGAACCCGCUUUGUCCGACUCGUCUGCCCACGCUCGCACUCAACGACGAGGAACUCGUCCCGACACCUCGUCCGGCUUCUCCGCAAAGACAGGUCGACCCUCCGACUACGCCUCUCGCCCCGCCCGUCUUUGACUCAAGCAAGCGUCUCUCGCUCACUCCGCCUCGCAAGCCUGUCUUGCCGGGCCCACUCCUGCUCGACGCGGUCGUCAACCAGGCCGCUCGCCCUUCCUCGAAAGUCGCCAAUUCGCCUACGAAGGCACAGGCAAGCUGGGCGCUGAGCGACUCGGACGACGACGAGCCGCUUGCGGUACUCAAAGAGCGCUCCUCGCCGAAGCAGCCGCACCUCAAGCUCUCGCCCUCCGCUUCCGCCUCGUCCAGUCUCUCACCCUCGCCAUCCUCUUCGCCUAUAUCCGUCCGCUCCCGCUCGCUUCCACACUCGCCCUCUCACCACACGCACGAUAUGCAGUCCCAGCUCCUCGAAGCGCAGCAGCGCGCAGCACAGCUCGAAGCGGAGCUGGUGAGGCUUCAGCGGCGCGAUGAGCGUCAUGAGCGCGAGAAGCGGGAGAGGGAGGAGGCGGAGAGGGAGAAGGCGAGGCAGAGGAGGAUCAGGGAACAGAGGAGGAGGAGUGAGGCGAUGAUGAGGGUUGGGACGAGGCCGAAAGGCGAAGACGGCGGGGAGAGGUUUUCGAAGAGAGCGUCGACGUCGCCUCAGACGCCGACAUUCCCGACGCCGCCAAACCUCCUCGGCAUGGCGCCGACCGCGAACACGAUUGUGCCUCCCGCCUUUCCCGCCUCGCCAUCCUACCCGAGCUUCCUCCCUGUCCCUGUCCUCGUGCCCGUCUACACUCCUUCCCUACAGGCGUCCAUCUCCUCGCCCGACCUCCGUCAGAGAACGUCUCAGCAGUUCCUCGCGCCUCCCUCGCCAACGAGCCCGUCCCGCCCUCCGCUCGUCUCCUCGCAUUCCGCUCCUGCGCUCGACAAGCGGUCGUCGCUUCAACCGCCGCCUCCCGCCGUCGCGCACUCGACUGCGCGUUUCGGUGAAACAACUCGUCGUCGCUCGGUCCAGCCGCCCUCUUCCUCGCAUCCUCUCCCUCUCUCUCGAUCUACCCCGAACGUCCUGCAACCUCCCCUCGCUUCCGGCCACCCUCCGCAGCGCCUCCCGCCGCCACGCUCAAGAUCGCAUCCUCACCUCCCUCCAGGUCCCGUCUCGAGGCGAUAG